CAAACGAAAGUCGAAAGUUUGUUGAUGAUAUGAAUGGGAAAAAAUCUCUUUCGGACCUAGUAAAUGAAUAAAUAAUUCUGUAAGAUACGACGUAACUCGCUGAAUUUGGUAUGUAUGGCCACAGGUAGCCCAGGCUCUGUCAAUGAGUAAUUUGAACCGUUUUUUGAAAAUUGACCGUUAAUAGAGAGAUCAUAUGGAGUUGUUACUUUUUUAAUAGACGGCAUCAAGUACUCUAUCACAUUGGAUUGGAUUUAUUACAUUUUUUUGGAGGAAUACUACUUGCAUAAAGUAACAGCUAUAUGUUCUCUCUAUUAACGGUCAAUGAGGUCGGUUUAAAUUAUUCAUUGACAGAGCCUGGGCUAACUGUGAUGUAACCACGACUUAAAACAUCAGGUUUGGCAGGAAGGCUGGAGUGGAGUGGAGUUGGGGAUCCUACUUUUUAAAUGUUCUUCACUGACAGUACCCCAGGAAGAAUGCAUCAUCUGGGACACAUCAUUCACAGUGCUGUGAAAAGGCAUGGCGAAGAUAAAGUACACUGUGAUGACCCUUGUCACUACCACCAUGAUCAUCAUGGUCAUCACCAUGAUCCCCACAAUCGACUCCAUGAACGCCACCAUCAUAAUCAUCAUCAUGGGCAUCAUAUGCCCCCAUCACACUGCCCGCCACCUCACUGCCUAUCAUCUCAUUGCCCGCCACCAAUGCAACACUACCCGCUCCCACAUGGGGCUACCAUCCCCAAGCACCCUACCCUGGACAUUCACCACUAUCGGGACAGCCCUACUAUCCAGGCAGCCAGCCCCCUUCCCGUAGGGAUGCAUACCCUCCCCCUGACGGGGCAUACCCACCAGCUGGGAGUGUAUACCCAUCCGCACCUGGUGCCUCUGGGGGAUACCCUGGAUAUGGGGCCCAGCCACCCCCUAACAGAUGAGUGAGGUAAAGCUACUGACACGUUGAGUAGCAAGGGAGGGGAGGGGGCAGUACUUGGCGGUACUACAGGUGCGUAGGACAUCAUAAGCAAGUAGCUCAGGUUCACAAUAUGAAACACCACCUCGAUCAUUUUACAUUGUUUUAGACAUCUGCCCUCCCCCCUUCUCCCUCCUUUGCAGAUCUUACUGUUAUGGGUCAAGAAAGAUGCUGUACAAACAACUGCUAUUACAAUUAUUUGCAUUGAAAUAAUUUUUAUUCAAUUUAAUCUUUACAUAAACAAACAUUUUGUGAUCGCAUAUUUUUCUCAUUUAUUGUCUCAAUCAAAUUUUACUUUCGUUUCUUUGAAUACUGUUUAUUAUUUCAAUUAUAGUAAAUCAUAUCCAUGUUUCCAUUUUUCCUUCCUUCAUUAGCAUCUGUUGAGUAAAGCAAACAAAUGCAUAUACUCACUGACAAGAUUUGAAUCGCUGGGAUUUAUUGCUCUACCUAUGAAUUUACAACUUAUACUUUAACAGAUUAACACAAUAAUCACUUUUUUAAAUUCUCAAGUAUAGGAAAAGUUAUUGGAAAGAAGAGGCAAGUUCAGGCAUUGAGGCAUGUGUGAGAGAAUUUGAAUCAUUGUCUUUUCUUGGAUGUAUAUAACACUGCAACCAGAAUGUUUGUUUUGACCAUAUCACCUGCAAGAUUUGCAAACUAAACAUAUCUCAACAAUUCUCAAUACAUGAAUUCUUGUUUGUGAUUUGUCAGAAGACAAUAAACAUUCCACACAUACUUUGAAUCUAAGGUUUUAUUUUAUCCAAAAAACAGCAUUGCAAGCUUAUAGUACUUAGUUAUUAGUUUAAAGAAAAUAGACCUAUGUAUUGAAUGUAUGGAAUCACACACAAAAAAUCCUACGACAAUUUUUUUCUGUCUUAUGUAUUGUCUUUCUUACCUCACAUGUCUAGUAUGGUGGUGGAGCACUUCCAUAGCCAGGGUAGCCCCCUGGAGGAGGGUAUUCACCAUGCUCUGGGGGAGGAUGAAUUCCAGGUUGUGGAUACCCCCCUGGGGGAAAUUGACCUCCUGGCUGAGGGUACCCCCCUGGGGGAAAUUGACCUCCUGGCUGAGGGUACCCCCUGGGGGAAAUUGACCUCCUGGCUGAGGGUACCCCCCUGGGGGAAAUUGACCUCCUGGCUGAGGGUAUCCACCUUGGGAGUGGUUUGCUUUGUAUGUCUGACCAUAGGGGCUGAACUGUAAAAGAAUCUUUAUUAGUCUCCUUCACAGCUAAUCUGACCCCUGUCACACAAUAUGUAACGCAACUACAAUCUUCAACAAAAGUAAGUGGGACACUUCCCAUACGAACAACCGCCAACCCUCUCCCCCCGAUUAAUAUUGGUUAGAGGCGAUUUUUCAGCUCAAAACACAAGCAGUAGCAAGGUGAUCAUUUGCCCUCCAACAUUGAGAAAGGGGGAGGGAAAGUGCCCCAUUAGUUUUGUAACAGAUUGUAGGUUGCUUAACAAGGUCAAGUAAUAGUAAAUCACCUGAGUUAUCUAAGCAAUGUCGAUUAAUCUAUGGUUGUUACACUCCAAGUCCUCUUACCAGUAGUUUGACCUCAAACAUUGCAGGCUCAGUUCCUGCAUACACUGACGCAGGGGGCAUCACGCUUCCCUUGCUAUCAACACCGACAUGUUGUCCUGGCAACAUACAUGCUUCCAAUGACAUGAAUUGAUUUGGAGCCUCGCGCAAGUAGAAGUGACAGUACGUAUCAAACCACUAAGUAGAAAGAAGAAAAGGUUAGGGUUUCACCGAUCGUCAAGAUCAUCUCUCCAUUAUCAUCCAUCGCCAUCAUUUUUACUAUUAUCAAUAUCAUCGACACGCCCAAAGGAAAGCUUACAAGAAAGCCGAUGGUGAUCUUAGUGUUCUUUUAAAAAGACUGAACACAGUUGCAAUUACAAUUCCAUAACUAUAAUAACCAUGCAGGUUUGACGGUCUUAAUCGGUCAGAUAAACACAUUAUUUUGGUGUAUUCUCAUAACAUUAACUGGAUGGGAGGGAUUAAAAAAAUGCACUUUCAGGAUUUGGAACAGGCUGCACCGUUUAUUCAAGGUCAAAAUGUAUUGAGUAGGCAAACUAGAUUCUAUUUAUAAAUCUAUUUCAUUGAAAAUGAGUGGCUGUUUAGACGGGUUGAAUAAAAUUGGAAGGUUUGACAA
This is a messenger RNA of Nematostella vectensis (starlet sea anemone), 3109 nucleotides long. RefSeq names its product histidine-rich glycoprotein-like. NCBI's taxonomy places the organism in Eukaryota, Metazoa, Cnidaria, Anthozoa, Actiniaria, Edwardsiidae. The record is from RefSeq and is a predicted model, not a curated record. The transcript is spliced from 3 exons. Bases 444 to 932 code for a protein of 162 amino acids.